UCUUGUUUUGUUUACAUCUUUACAUUUGUCGUAAACGUCGUAAAAUAGUAUUUCAAGUUUAGUUUUUUUCAAUUAUUUAAUUGUUUCUUUAAAAGCUCUAAUAAAUACAAUACUUUUUUUAUUAUAAGCAAGAUUUCUUUUCUUCAAAUAUCUCAAAAGUAUAGAAAAAUAGGAAAUAAUUAAAAAAUUGCAUAAGUUGUCGAAAAACAUAUUGAAAAAGAGAGAAAAAUGAAUUUAUCAGAUGAGGAUGAUUUAUUUGCCAGUGACGAUGAAUUUAUGCCAAAAAUUGUUAAAGAAAAUCCUAUUCAGGAUAAAUUUUUUACUGAAUUGCAUAAUGUCGAGGAACGAAUUGAUCAAGCGACAACUAAUAUUCAGCAGUUUGAAUCAUCAAUAAAAACAAUUUCCAAGCAAUUUGCAUAUCGUGUUAAGUUUGGAGAAGAGCUUGAAAACAAUUUUCAAGGAGAGUGGGUUACAUAUUCAUGCGAACCGAUAAUAGAAUCUCAAAAUGAAAUUGUGAAAUGUUAUCAGCCUUUAACAAUUCGUUAUUUUCAUCAAUAUAUAGUCGAUGAUAAAUGGAUAGUAUUAGUUGCUCUUCGUAAUGCGACUAAUUGGUGCUUGAAAGAUUUGAGAUUUUAUGUGGCCUUAAAGGAUGAUAAGGAACUUCAUGGGACGUCGACAUUUUGGAGUCUUGCACAUGACUCGAUUUGGAAUACGACAAAUUUGAUAGAACCAAAUUCAAAUUUAGUGGUGGCGACUGCAACAUUUGAUGUGCCAUCUUUCGUUGGUGGCACGGCUGUUGAAGCGUCGGGUAUUAUUUUGUACGAGGCUGCUAAGAAACAUUAUCAAACAAUUGUUCCGAACUUUAGUCUAUCGGUGAAUAAUUCAAUUGAUGAUAAAUUGAGUCCUCAAUUUGAAAAUCAACCUGAGAACAGUAUUCUCGCAUUGAAAGCGGUUUCAAUAGAUAAAACAGUGUCAUUCAAUAUUCAGUUUCCCGAUGCUUGCGAGAGGUUCAUCAAUUUUUUACGAAGACACACAUUCACUGAAAUAUUUGAGGACAUACAAAUAAUUAAAACUGGUUCUCUCAAGUAUUGUAUUUUGGAAAUGCUCUCCAUCACACCGGAUGAAAUUACAGUUAGAAUAGUUGUCAGGCACUUGUUUCAAUUAAGUAUUGUUUUGAGUCUUCUGCGGGCAGAAUUUCCGGAUGUUCCGAAUUUCGAAACAAAGGAAAAUUUAAAGGAUGCAGCAGAGGUUCUUCUUGAGGAAAUGCGUCUCUAUUUGGCUAAUGCAUCUCAGGCUCAAAUACAAAGAGCAAAAAUCAAUUCUGAUUGCUGUAUUCCGUAAUUUUUUCCUUGAGAUUUACACUAAUUUAUUUUUCUAUUUAUAAUACAGAUUCCUCAGAAGUUUUUUUGCAAUACUAUUUUUCUUUACAAAUUGAUUCUUUAUUGUUUUUUUGUUCGAUUCUUUAGAUAUUCUUAUCAAAAACAAAGAGAUGAAUUUCUUUCGUUUAUAAAAAUGUGAUUUUUUUGUCAGGAAUAUUUGUACCUGUAAAUAAAAAAAAACGGUUGAAAAUGCUU
Messenger RNA from Leptopilina heterotoma, 1574 nucleotides. RefSeq lists its product as uncharacterized. Lineage: Eukaryota; Metazoa; Arthropoda; Insecta; Hymenoptera; Figitidae. The record is from RefSeq and is a predicted model, not a curated record. The transcript is spliced from 5 exons. Bases 229 to 1341 code for a protein of 370 amino acids.